This is a messenger RNA of Diuraphis noxia (Russian wheat aphid), 1005 nucleotides long. Its product is annotated as NAD(+) hydrolase sarm1-like. Gene Ontology annotation, biological process: signal transduction; response to axon injury; negative regulation of MyD88-independent toll-like receptor signaling pathway. Gene Ontology annotation, molecular function: protein binding; NAD+ nucleosidase activity; signaling adaptor activity. NCBI's taxonomy places the organism in Eukaryota, Metazoa, Arthropoda, Insecta, Hemiptera, Aphididae. Gene Ontology annotation, cellular component: dendrite. The record is from RefSeq and is a predicted model, not a curated record.
UUGAUUCUAAUAUUUUAUUCGUUUCGUACAACUUUAAUUUUCACUUGAAGACAUCGCCAAUUAAUAACACUGCUAUAUAUAAGUACUUMGCUAAGUACCUACAUAAUAUAUAUCACCAUCCAUAAUCAAUAUAUUAAACCCAUACAACAACCACACGGUAACCAACAGUGAUUAUCGUCCGAUGAACACGAUGUUUGACAACGCAGAUCUGAUUUUAGAGAACGCAAAUUUGUUUGAAGGAGAACAUGCCCAACACAACUUGUUGCUUCUAGUAAACCUGAUAAUCAAAACUUACAAAUUCAGAAAUGCCUUGUGGAACACGUUUAUACAUUGUGGGGGAAUGAUCUUGUUAAUGAACAAUAAUUGCACUUCCGAAUAUGAAAUCGUGCAGUUUUCGAGCGCUAGAUUUCUAGAAAAAUGCCUGACAACAGAAACCAGAGACCACGUACUGAAAAUCGUGAAAGAAAAAGUUUUGCGCGUAGUAGGCGACAAAAACAAAACCCAAGUUAKCUCGCUCGAUGGAUUUAAGUUUAAUUUCAGAAUCUUUAAAAACUUAUUCCAACAACCUAAUAUCACUUUCAUUGAUUUAAACGAAUUCGAUGGUUUGKGCGUACUUCUCGACGAGUUGCGACAGCAAGAUUUCGCGUUUCUGAAACAAUCCCUCAAUGCACAAUUCAACUUAUGGAGGCCGUCAUAUAGAUGCCCAAGAAACCAAAAUGUUAUGAUAAGGCCACUGGAGAAGGAGAUAAUUUACUCUAACGACAGAGCUCACAGAUUAGUUAAUCAUUCAUGUUGGUUGAUUACCGAAGAAGUUCCUUACAGGCUCAACAUGUGUGUUCCCCAAUGGUCGGCGAUGGACGUCUGUAAAUGGUUAAACCGAGUUGGAUUUAGUGAGUUUUCUAACAAUUUAUUGAAAAAUCAAGUUGAUGGUGAUCUAUUGUUGCGAUUAACCAAAGACGAAUUGGUAAACGAAAUCGGAAUACAAAACGGAAUAGUGGAAAAAAG